Messenger RNA from Paralichthys olivaceus (Japanese flounder), 806 nucleotides. The record is from RefSeq and is a predicted model, not a curated record. Lineage: Eukaryota; Metazoa; Chordata; Actinopteri; Pleuronectiformes; Paralichthyidae.
AGUGUGAAGGUGUGAACACACCUGGGGGAUCUUCACAGGUGAGAGUUCAGAGGAAAACAGAAGAAACAGAAGAAGCAGCAGGUUAAAGAAGAAGAGAAGAAACAGGUGGAAGAAGAAGAGAGAGAGAUGGGUCAGGCUCGCUCAUCCGUGUGUCCUCAGGUGAUUCUGAUGGGUCUGGACUCUGCGGGGAAGUCAACUCUUCUGGCUCGACUGCUCACAGGACAGGUGAUGGACACGUCACCCACUAUUGGAUUCAAUGUGGGAACAUUGGACCUGGACAAGAAGACGUCUCUGACUGUGUGGGACAUCGGAGGACAGAAGAGCAUGAGACCAAACUGGAGGUUCUACCUGGACGACUGUAAGGCACUGGUCUUUGUGGUCGACAGCAGCAACCCUGGUCGAAUGUCAGAGGCUCAGAAAACUCUGAAGAAGAUUCUGAGUGAGGAGAAGUUGCGAGGAGUUCCUCUCAUGGUUCUGGCCAAUAAGAAAGAUCUGCCCAAUUCCAUGACGAUAAGAGAGAUCUCCAACCACCUCGAUCUCCGCAGUUACACCGAGCGCUCAUGGGAGAUUCAGGCCUGCAGUGCUCUGAAGGGACUCGGCCUCCAGCAGGCGUUUCUGUCUGUCAAUAAACUGAUCAAGAAGAGCUGAAGGGAGGAGCUGAAGGGAGCAGGGAUGGAGUUUAUGUGAGGAGGAGGUGGAGGAAGAGCAUAAAUAUUUAAACAAACAAAACGUUGUUUUAUUGUAAUCAACAAAUAUCCACCUGUCAAGUAUUAAUAAAGUGUAUUGAUCGAUCAGUUGAUUGAUAA